AGGUAAAUCUUCCUGUCUCAAACUAUCUCGCUCUGAAAUCUCCACAAAACCUAAUUCUCCAUAAAAAAUCUGCUAAACUUAAACCAUCAAUUAGUGAAGAAUGACGAGUCUAGAAUGUAGGAUGUAUGAGGCUAGGUACCCGGAGGUGGACCAGGCGGUGAUGAUACAAGUGAAAAGCAUGGCCGACAGCGGCGCGUACGUCUCACUCCUCGAGUACAACAACAUCGAGGGCAUGAUUCUCUUCUCCGAGCUCUCUCGCCGCCGUAUCCGUAGCAUCAGCAGCCUAAUUAAGGUCGGCCGCAUCGAGCCCGUCAUGGUGCUCCGUGUCAAUAAAGAGAAGGGUUACAUUGAUCUGAGCAAGAGGCGUGUGUCGGAAGAGGAUAUUCAGGCGUGCGAGGAAAGGUACAAUAAGAGCAAGCUCGUUCACUCGAUUAUGCGACAUGUUGCUGAGACCUUGAGCCUUGACCUCGAGGAUCUUUAUAUCCAUGUGGGCUGGCCUUUGUACAAGAAAUAUGGCCACACAUUUGAGGCAUUCAAAUUGAUCAUCAGUGAUCCUGAUUCAAUCCUUGAUUCCCUCACUCGUGAAGUCAAAGAAGUGGGUCCUGAUGGACAAGAGGUGACGAAGGUGGCUCCGGCUAUAACUGAAAAAGUAAAAGAUGCUCUAGUGAAGAAUAUUAGGAGAAGAAUGACGCCACAACCUUUAAAGAUUCGUGCAGAUAUUGAAAUGAAAUGUUUUCAGUUUGAUGGUGUCCUGCACGUAAAGGAAGCAAUGCGUAGAGCUGAAUCUGCUGGCAACAAAGAUUGCCCCGUUAAAAUUAAGCUGGUUGCUCCUCCAGCAUAUGUGCUUAACACUCAAACUCUUGACAAGGAGCAAGGUAUCGAAAUCCUUAACAGGGCAAUUGACUUAUGCACGAUAGUGAUUGAACAGCACAAAGGCAAACUGACUGUCAAGGAGGCACCAAGAGCGGUGAGUGAACGGGAGGAUAAAUUACUUGCCGAGCAGAUGGCCAAACUUGGACGUGAAAAUGGAGAGGUUAGUGGUGAUGAGGACAGUGAAGAGGAAGAAGAUAACUGGAAUGGGCGAAAUUGAUCUCGAAAAUUCCAGAAGUGGUAUAACUGGGUGAAUUUUCGGUUUGGUUUGUUCAAUUUUCGAAAACCUGACCGGAGUUCUGUUUGCUAGAAAAUGCUUUUCAAUUUUACAAUGGGUUAUUUUUUACUCAAAUUUUGGGUACAAAUUCUCAGUUUAGCGUUCAUGAUUUACAAUGUCUUUAUGCUUCUGCUGGUGUCAAAAUAUUAAAGUUGGUGCAAAAAAUUCAGUGUUAAAGAUCCAACAAAGACCAAUGAAUAGUAGUGAAGUAUACAUUAACAAAUAACAAUCCAAUAAUCAUUUGAGCUGUAAAUUG
This is a messenger RNA of Striga asiatica, 1403 nucleotides long. Lineage: Eukaryota; Viridiplantae; Streptophyta; Magnoliopsida; Lamiales; Orobanchaceae. The record is from the annotation of a GenBank genome assembly.